AUGAUUGGGGGACGGCCUAGUACCAGUCUGGUAUUGGGUGUGGUACUUUUUGCAUGUAUUCUCCUUACAUAUCUAGGCCCCGGGUCUGCUCGAAAUCGAUGGGGCUCGACUCCAAGUCCCGUGAAAUGGACUUCAUCACCGGCAAGCCAAGGUAAAUCGGACGUGUUUAAUAGAACGCUUGGCUUUGAGAAGGUCUUCGUCAUAGGACUCCCUGAGCGUUCGGAUAAACGCGAUGCGUUAGCUUUAAUGUCUUCGCUCACAGGGUUUAGGAUAAGUUGGAUUGCCGGUGUUGCUGGUAACACUAUCCCAAAAAAGGCUCUGCCCUUCGGGUGGGAUCGAGAAACGAUGCGGGAUAGUAACCUAGGUUCCUGGCGCGGCCACGUAAACGCGAUGCGACGCAUAAUUGAAGAUGGAAUCUCGUCGGCGUUGAUUAUGGAAGAUGAUAUGGACUGGGAUGUUAAUAUUAAAGAACAAUUAGUCCAAUUCGCAGCGGCGGCUCGUUCCUUGCAAAACGGAUUCCAUAGAAACCAAACGCUAGAAACGCCAAGCCCAUAUGGCCAAGACUGGGAUAUGCUAUGGCUAGGUUCAUGUGUAACAACGUUCGAUGAAGACCUCCCCGAAGACCUCCAGAUCCCGUCCGAGGAGCGCGACUCUCGUAAGGUUUUCAUCUACAACGACCCGACGGUACCGCCACCGGGUCAUAUUCUGGGAAACGGAUCCUUUAGCUGGGACGAUUAUCCCCCGCGCACUCGAAUAGUAUACGUGCCCGGCGAUAAUGUGUGCAGUUUCGCAUAUGCUCUGAGUGCAGCUGGAGCGCAAAAGGCGUUGCAGCAUAUGGGACUCGAGGGACAACGUAAACCCUUUGAUAAUCACCUUAGUGAUCUGUGCCGGUUACGAAUAAACGGUAUGCGAUGUGUGAGCAUAGUGCCAAGUUUAUUUAUCCAUCACCGACCGAAGGGCAAGAUCAGCAGCGAUUCGGACAUUAAUAAGGGAAGCGAGAAUGAAGAGAUGCGUGAGGUGGGAUUCACGGAGAACAUAUUAUAUAGCACGCGGUUGAACUUGAAAAAUUUAGUUAGAGGAUUGAGGCCGGAGAAACAAUGGGUAGAUUAA
Daldinia childiae is the source of this 1110-nucleotide messenger RNA. RefSeq names its product putative glycosyltransferase family 25 protein. Lineage: Eukaryota; Fungi; Ascomycota; Sordariomycetes; Xylariales; Hypoxylaceae. The transcript has 3 exons. Bases 1 to 1110 code for a protein of 369 amino acids. The record is from RefSeq and is a predicted model, not a curated record.